UCCCUGCCCGGCCGCAGAGCCCCAAGUGUGGCAGGACGCUGUGAGGCAGCCCCUGUCUCAGGCAGCCCCUCUCUCAGGGCACAUCCCCAUCUCUGAUCCCCAGACCCCCGUGCUGGGCCCUGCCGCAAGGUCACUGCCAUCCCUCUUCCCCCAGCUGUGCCUCUCUCUCCGGGUUUGUGCCGCCGUGUUCUCCCCUGACCAGGAGGGCGUUUGGUGCUUGCAGGGAGCUGGAUGGUCUGAAGAGAGGAGCUGCUGGGCUUUCCCGGGUGCCCCGGCACUCCCAGUGAGGCAGCGCCAUGCUGGCUCCAAAGAAAGGCCUCCUGUGCAACCUCAACCACAUCCACCUGCAGCACAUCUCCCUGGGGCUGCACCUCUCCCGGCACCCCGAGCUCCAGGACACGGAUGGUUCCACCGGUGGGGGAGACCAGACCGGCUGCACCCAAUGCCCGGAGAACCGUGAGCCAGUGGAUGCCAAUUCCAACAGUCCCUCCGUGAAGUGCCGGUGUUGCGAGUCCCACGCUCCAGAGCCGGAGACGCUCGGGCUCCAGAACCAGGCAGUGCAAGAGGAUUUCCCCUGCCUGCACAGCGGAGACGAGGAGGAGGCGGCUUCCCCUUGUGAUCCCCCUUGUGAUCUGGCUUCUUCCUCCUCCUCCUCCUCCUCCUCCUCUGUCAGUAGCUGCUCGGAUUUCAGCUUGGAUGACUCCCCGGUCUCGGUGUACUGCAAGGGGUUUGCCAGAGAAGAGUCCCAAUCCCCUGACGGGCAGCUGGACGUCAUUCCCAUAGAAAACGCCCGGGAUGGCGAGGCUCUGGCUGACCAGGACAGGACGUGUGAUGGGAGAGAUGCCAACCACAACUCCCCGGUGCUCCGGAGAGCCACUGCCGUGGCCAGCAAGAGCCCAGACAGCCUCUGCAGCAAUAACUCUCUCGACUCCCACUGCGAUGAGCUCUCUCCCAGCACAGCAGCACAGGAGACCACCAGCAUCUGCACUGACCUAGACCCUAACUGCAACCCGCUCCCCGAGCCCGAUGCUGCUCCUCCAGCACCGCCUGUGCCGGAACGGCGGGACCCCGGGAUCCCGAGCAGCGCUCCGGAGCCGCGGCCCCGGCCCGGCAGCCUCCCCCCGCCUGUGCCCCCUCGUCCCCGGCGCCGGCUGCAGGUCCUCAACGCGCACAGAGUGGAGCAGCCGCUCGGGCCAGUGCGGCCCGCAGAGCCCAAGGCCGGCCCAGGUGAGCUCUGCAGAGACACGGGCACGAAGACCAUCACCUCCUUCCACGAGCUGGCCCAGAGGAGGAAGAGGAACGUGGCUGGGCCCACACUUGCCCAGGCCAGGGCUGACCGCAGUGACUGGCUGAUCGUGUUCUCGCCUGACACGGAGCUGCCCCCCACCAGCGAGCUGCUCUCCGGCACCGCGGGCCAGGAACCAGCCCAACCCCAGCCUCAGCCUCAGCCCCAGCCCCAGCAGGACGGGCCAGCCAGGCCUCCCGGCUCCAGACAGAGAGAGGUGACGACGUUCAAGGAGCUGCGGUCCCGCAGUGCCGCCAGGCAGCCCAAGGGCCAGCGGGCAGAGCCGGCCCAGCACCCCCCCGUGCCCCCGGGGACGGGCGUGGGCUGGGGGCCCCCCGCGCCCCUGGGGGGACAGGUGCUGGCACCCAGUGACGGCCACCAGCUGAGAAGGAGACCCCGGCCGAGCCUGCAGCCCAUCGCGGAGGGGCAGCCGAGGGAUGUGGAGAAGGGGGGGCUGCCCCCAGGGGAAAAGGGGCUGGGCACUGCCCUGGUCCGGAGGCUCGGGGGUCCCGGCGGGAACCCCGCGGUGCCACGGGCGGCCCAGAGAGGAGACGAGACCUGCACGGGGGCGCUGCUGGUCGCCGUCAGCUCCGCCGUGGACAAGGUGAUCGCCCACUUCAGCACCGCACGGAACCUGGUGCAGAAGGCCCAGCUGGGGGACAGCCGGCUCAACCCCGACGUGGGGUACCUGCUGCUGCACACCCUCUGCCCUGCGCUCUACGCCUUGGUGGAGGACGGGCUGAAGCCGUUCCAGAAGGAUGUUAUCACAGGCCAGAGGAAAAAUUCCCCCUGGAGUGUGGUGGAAGCCUCCGUGAAGACAGGCCCCAACACCCGCUCCCUGCACUCCCUGUGCUGGCAUGUGGCCGGGCUGGCCCCCCUCAGCAGCACCAGGCAGAAGUUCCAUGCCUUCAUCCUUGGCCUUUUGAAUAUUAAACAGCUGGAGUUGUGGAUAUCUCACCUGCAGAAGAGCCCAGGUGUGAUCUCCGUGCUUUACUCACCCACGGCCUUCUUUGCCCUGAGCCAAGGCCCUCUUCCCCACCUUGCUGACGAACUGCUGCUGCUUAUCCAACCUCUCUCGGUGCUGACUUUCCACCUGGACUUGCUCUUUGAACACCACCACCUCUCCGUGGAUGUCCGGCCCUUGUCCCGCCGGUUGCAGUCACCGCUGUCUCCCGGCCGUCCCCCCGUUCCGGUGCGGGGGGCUGUGUCUCUGGAGGGCCGGAGUGGCACUGCCAGGGACAGCCCGGAGGAUGAGACCCCCCCCGAUGCUCUGGGCAGGGUGGGGGGCACAGGGGGCAGCACAAGGGCCCGGUCCCAAAUGACCAUGGGUGGGCUGGUCCCUGCCCCCCCCGUGGGUGCUGCCCUGCACCAAACCUUCCAGCACGUGCUGCGCUGGGGCGACCAGCUCAGCCGCACCUUGCUGGGAUCUGGCACCCCCCCAGAGAGUCACAGGCCUGAGGAGGGCACUGGGGGCACUGGGGACACUGGGGCUGGCCUCAGUGGCUGGUGGGGCCAGCUGAGCCAGAGCUCCAGGAUUUACACUGCUCCUAGCAAGGAGAAGUUCCCCUUGGUCUGGUGGACGAAGCUGCGGGCGGCUGCAGGGGAUCCCAGCCCGGGCCAGGCUGUGCAAUCCCAAACUUCCACGAGUGAGCCGAGAGGCACGGAGCUGCAGCUCCUUCAGACCAAAGCUGUCCCUGAACCCUCCGGCCCAAAGCCCAGCAGCAGCACUGACACCUCAGGGACCUCUUCCCCUGAAGACCUCUUCUUGCCCACUGGAACUGGAGCACUCACCAAGCUGGAUGAUCCCACUGCUGGAAAGAAUCUCCUGGCUGCUUCCCCGGAGCCUCCUGCCAACAGGAACCAGGCAGCACCUUCUGGCCCGGAGAGGGGUGAUCCUCCCAGUCCUGACAGGGGCAGCUGGCUGGGCCGGCUCUUUGGAGCCACCAACCCCUCAUCCAGGAGCUUCUCCCCCAGUCCUGACACCGUCUUGGCCAGGUCCAGGAGACCGUCCCGCUGGCUGUCCCCCAGUCCACGUGUCCUGGCCGGGGUGGUGAAGGGCCUGGCGGCCGACAGGACCCGCGCUCCGGAGCAGCCGGACAGGAGCACGACCGCCCUGCCCCAGGCCCACAGGGCAGUUCGGGCGCUGUGCGACCACACGGGCACCACUGACGGGCACCUGAGCUUCCAAAAAGGGGACAUCCUGGAGCUUCUCUCCACUGUGGAUGAAGACUGGAUCCGCUGCUGCCAUGGAAACAGCACCGGCCUUGUUCCUGUUGGUUACACGUCCCUGAUUUUGUGAGGAGGCGGAAGGGACCUGAGGAAGCAGCUGCGCUCGCCCGCCGGAGCGGGUGCCAGCUCCGGGAGGGGACGUCUCCUGCCACGGCUUUGCCACCUCCAGAGCUUCACCACCUCCGGGGCUGGCAGCUGCCGGGGGACCGUGCCCUGUGCCUGUCACUGCUGCUCCUUCGCAUGACGUCCCCGUCUGCCACCGCGUCCCCCGGCCCCGCUGCCGCGGAGCCGCGGCUCCUCUUCGGGACCUGCUCUGGCUCUCGGUUCCUCAGCUGCUGCCCGCACCUGUGCCAGGGCAGGGACGGCUCCUUUCUCUGCCUGGCCCUCACAGUCCCCUGUGUCGUCUCCGUGCCGUCGUGUCCCGCCACCUCCACGUGCCCUGCUCUGCCCUGGGGCCGGUGGCCCAGGCCGGCCCCCGCCACCGAUGCGCAGUCCCAGCACUCUGUAAAUAGUUGUAACCACAGGAAUGAGCUUGUUCCACGGGGAAAAGGCUGGAAAUAAAGGUUGUGACUCAUG
Molecule: messenger RNA, 4090 nt
Organism: Corvus hawaiiensis (hawaiian crow)
Lineage: Eukaryota; Metazoa; Chordata; Aves; Passeriformes; Corvidae
Gene: RUSC1
Product: RUN and SH3 domain containing 1
Exons: 8
Coding region: 297-3584 (1095 amino acids)
Cellular component (GO): cytoplasmic vesicle
Molecular function (GO): protein binding
Source: RefSeq, a predicted model, not a curated record